AUGCUAGUACCGCGACGGGCCACAUUUGCCAUCGAACUGGGGCUUUACCCCCUCGUCAUCGCCGCGAUCGUCCUGGUCAUAUCGAAACACUGGCGACGGAAGAACGUGGAAUGGCUCGCCCCCGGCGUCCCCAUCAUCAUAAUGUCGGCGAUGCGUAUCGCAAGCGCUUCGCUUGGCCUGGCGUCAGAUGGAGUGCCCUCGAGACCCGAUCUUUUAGCCCAGUCUGCUAGGAUCGACACCGUGCUCAUAGGUCCGCUGGUGUUGACCCUCGUCGGUCUGCUCAAGGCAGCGAACGCCCCUGUGCCGAGCGGAUACCGCUCACCGUACAUCAUCCCCAUGCAAAUCGUCGGUGUGAUGGGCGCAGUAUUGGCCGGGGUCGGCAGUGUUCAGGUCUUUGGAGGUGCGUCGACGGACGGGCUGCAGGCCACAGGUCACACCUUGAUGCGCACCGGUGUCCUCGCCCUGCUGAUUCCGGUGUACCUCCUGACGAUCGGACUGGCCGUCGCUUCGCUAUACAACGUAUCCUUCCGGUUCUACCGCACCGAGACGAACAUGAUAGUGUGUCUGCUGUCCUGUACGCCUUUCGUACUGGUCCGAAUCGUCUACUCAACCAUCUCGCUGUUCGCGAGCGAAGGUUCGGUGUUUAGGCUACUCACGGAAGACACGGGUGCUGUUGGGCUUCAUUUUGCUAUGGUGGUUCUUGUUGAAUUGGUCGUCACUUUCAAUGUGUGCGUUACGGGAAUGCUGGCGGCGGGACUGAAGGGCGAAAUUGACCCUCCCGUCGAUCUGAAGGAGCUGAACGAUAUAAUUAGUGUCAAAGCCAUAUGA
Messenger RNA from Anthostomella pinea, 828 nucleotides. NCBI's taxonomy places the organism in Eukaryota, Fungi, Ascomycota, Sordariomycetes, Xylariales, Xylariaceae. The record is from the annotation of a GenBank genome assembly.